Molecule: messenger RNA, 1985 nt
Organism: Ostrinia furnacalis (Asian corn borer)
Lineage: Eukaryota; Metazoa; Arthropoda; Insecta; Lepidoptera; Crambidae
Product: WD repeat domain phosphoinositide-interacting protein 2
Exons: 8
Coding region: 304-1686 (460 amino acids)
Molecular function (GO): protein binding
Source: RefSeq, a predicted model, not a curated record
UGGUUUAGUAGUGACAGACAAAAAUUUUUUUAUGUCCCAAUUUGUUCCUUAGUAAACGGCCCUUCGAGCAAGGCGAGGAGUGUGUUUGUGCGAUUUGUGUUGUGCGGGAGGGGGCUUGUUUUUAGUAGCAAGGUCGUUCUUUGUGUCAAAAAAUCUACUUCUUGUGACGAAUAAUUCAUUUUAAAUAUUUACUUGUUAAUAUAGUGACUGACUAUUUUGUGUUCAAUUACAUAGUUCAUAGUGCGCGUAUGUUGUGUAGCAGCUUCUAAGUUUUAGAACAAUCUGUUUACUCGGAACGCUCCAAUGAGUUUGGGAGGAGGUCAGAACUCUGAGGGAUCAAAUGCAGGAGGAAUAUUCGUUCAAUUCAAUCAGGAUUGCACGUCCCUGGUAGCAGGCAGCAGCAGCGGCUACCAUCUCUUUGCGUUGACCCCUGACGAUGGCAUUGAAGAAAUUUACGCAAGCCGCUCCGGCCAGGACACAUGCCUGGUGGACCGGCUUUUCAGCAGCUCAUUGGUGGCGAUCGUCACGGUAUCAGCUCCCAGGAAGCUGAUCGUGUGCCACUACAAGAAGGGCACGGAGAUAUGCAACUACAGCUACAGCAACACGAUCCUUGCUGUCAAGCUGAAUCGAUCUAGGCUGAUCGUGUGCCUGGAGGAGUCGCUGCACAUCCACAACAUCCGCGACAUGAAGAUCCUGCACACCAUCCGCGACACGCCGCCCAACCCGCGCGGGCUGUGCGCGCUGUCGCCGUGCGUGGAGCACUGCUACGUGGCCUACCCCGGCUCCAGCGCCGUGGGCGAGGUGCAGAUCUUCGACGCCGUGCACCUCAACGCCAAGUGCGUCAUCAGCGCGCACGACAGCCCGCUCGUGGCGCUGGCCUGGAGCAUGUGCGGCCGCCGCCUGGCCACGGCGUCCGAGCGCGGCACCGUCAUCCGCGUGUUCAGCGUGCCCGAGCGCGCGCGCCUGCACGAGUUCCGGCGCGGGCUCAAGCGCUGCGUGUCCAUCGCCUGCCUGGCCUUCAGCGCCUGCGGGCUGUACCUGGCCGCCACCUCCAACACCGAGACCGUGCACGUGUUCCGCCUGCAGGAGGGCGCGGCCGGCGACGACGCGGGCGCGGAGGAGGCGGCCGCGCCCGACGCCGCCGCCACCUGGAUGGGAUGGAUCUCACAGGCCGUGACGGCCGGCAAGACGUACCUGCCGGCGCAGGUGGCCGACGUGCUGGCGCAGGGCCGCGCCUUCGCCGCCGCGCGCCUGCCCGCCACCGGCCACCGCGCCGUCGCCGCCAUCACCAACGUGGCGCGCGCGCCGCGGCUGCUGGUGGCCACGGCGGCCGGCGUGCUGUACGUGUACGCGCUGGACGCGGCCGAGGGCGGCGAGUGCGCGCUGCUGCGCCAGCACCAGUUCCUGCACGCGCCCGCGCCCGCGCCCGAGCCGCACGCGCCCCACGAAGCGGCGGCGGGCAACAGUUACGCGGGCGCGCUGCGCGGCCGGGACCCCACGCGGAUGACAGGGCGCGCGGGCGCCGGCUGUGAGCGCGCUGUGUGUGCAGAGUCGGAGCGCGCGGCCGAGCUGGGCGCCGCGCUGGACGCGCCGCCGCGCGGGCCCUACGACCUGCGCGACCCGCGCCACUUCCCGCCCAUGCGCGCCGCCGACGAGCCCGCCGCCGCCGCCGCCGCCGCGCAGUAGCGCCGCCGCCGGGAACUCCGCGACCUCCUAUAUUCCGUUCGUUUUUUUUUCAUGAGCGAAACCUCAACGUGCGAGCCGUACCUGUCGACCCUCGAUCCGUCCUGUGGACGUUGGUCUUUUUAUGUAAUUGUCUUAUAGAAUGGCGGCCGUGUCUCCCGUUUUGAGGUUUCACAUUAUGUAUUUAAAAAAACCGUGUGACGCUCAAUACUUUGUUCCGUGGAUUCCGCUCCUGCUGAAUGACCAGAGCCCCGAUUACGGUAACUUUUAACGUCUACAAUCCAGACACGCUUCAUCGAUUC